UUUUAUUAUGCAUUCUAGGACCCGGAUUGUAAUUGUCGCGCGCUUGUUGUACUUCCGUUUAUAACAGCCCACUGUUUCCUAAAGUAUGUUUACCGUCGUUUGCUCACUUAAAUGAACUAUCAAUACAGAGUUUAGUUUUUAAUUAAACACAGGGCGACGGCGUGUUGUAAAUUAUAGUCGCAGACGAAAUGUCUCGCUGCGUUGCGUUACAGACGCAUCUAGCGUCCGUGGUGGAGGCGUUAGUUCACGCCGCGAUCGCUGAAAUGAGCAAACUCAUGGAAGAGGAGACGCUUUCAUUUCUGAGCAGUGAUAUUGCUAAAGAUCACUUUGAAAACGAGGAGGUCGAGUCGAGAAUGAAGAUGGAAAAGGAGGAGAAAAUGAAGCAGUUUGCAUCCAUCAUGGAGGUACUGGGCAAUGAGGCUCUCGGGAAAAUAAUCAAACUCGUUGAUGAAACCAAGUUUCUGUUGGAUCUGGAGUGCAAAACGUUUUCAGGCAAGAGAGCGAAGCGGCCUGGCAGCAUCUUGAAUAUUCUGUCUGUUGGAGGACUCGAAGAGGAACAUUCCUAUGACGGAAGUGCGAGAAGCCUGGGAACAAGAAAUGAGUCUGAUGAGGCUUCAGAAGAACGUGCAGAGUCCCCACUGGUGCUGGCUGUGUCUAUCAAAGAUGACUUUGGAAAUGUGAACUUGAAUUCCAUCACUGCUGGUCACCUAAACGCAUCUUUAGAAGACAAAGAAGCGUCUGUUUUGCCCGACGAUAGCAGCGGAGAUCCUCAAGACGCGGUUACGCUCUUUACGAAGAGAUCCUUUAUUUGUUCGGAGUGCGGCAAGAGUUUCUCUUCUCAAAGCAACCUGAAAUCCCAUCAGCGCAUUCACACCGGAGAAAAGCCCUUCGGCUGCGUUCUCUGCGGCAAGGCCUUCGCUCACAAACAAAGUCUGUCCGACCACCAGCGAGUCCACUCCGGAGAAAAGCCGUUUGUCUGUAAAGUCUGCGGCAAACGCUUCGGGAAAGCCGCGCACCUCAAAACCCACGAAAUAAUCCACACCGGCGAAAAACCGUUCGGCUGCAGCGUCUGCGGAAAGCGGUUCAACAUCGCUCAAAAUCUAGCCAGGCACCAGCUCACGCACACAGGCGAGAAAGAAUUCCGUUGCUCGAUCUGCCAGAAAAGCUUCACGCGGGCCGUGACGCUUAAAACGCAUCAGCUCAUCCACACCGGUCAGAAACCGUACUCCUGCGUGUCCUGCGGGAAGACGUUUCGGCACGCCGUCAACCUUAAAAACCACGAGCGCAUCCACACCGACCAGCGGCCGUUCAGCUGUGAGCUGUGCGGCAAGACCUUCCGGCAGGCUGUGAAUCUGAAGAUCCACAAGCGGAUCCACACGGGUGAGAAGCCCUUCACCUGCAAGGAGUGCGGGAAGAGCUUCAGUCAGCAGAGUAGCCUCAUUUCACACGGCCGCACUCACUCCGGAGAAAAACCCUUCGGCUGCAAUUACUGCAAUAAAUGGUUUAACAAUACAAACAGCCUGAAGCUGCACCAGAGGGUUCACACCGGCGAGAGGCCGUACAAUUGCGAGGACUGCGGCAAGUGCUUCAGUCAAGGCAGUCACCUGCGUACUCACAAACGCCACGUUCACGGAGGAGGGAAGCAGUACAUAUGCGAUAAAUGCGGAAAGAGAUACGCGGAUCCUCGGAAUCUUAAACUGCACAAAUGCUGUUACGCAUAAACGCAAGGUUGUUCACAUUCGUCAUUGUAGAGGUAGUUUGAGCCCAUUUUUCUACUGUAGAUAAAUUAUUGGAGAAUAUUAUUCGAAUAUAAAUGCAAUAGUGUUGAACUUGAUACCUUCAGGACAUCUAAGACGUAGAUUUUUUUUUUUUUUUUUUUUAUUUUUUUCCAAAUUACAUCAAUCACUCCUCUGCAGUGAAUGGGUGCCGUCAGAAUCACAAACAAACGAAGUAAUGCCCACGAAUCUAGUUCAUCAAUUUAUAGCUUGUGACUUGACUUGAAACUUAUUUAAAACAAUUUUUUGAAAACUUUCAAACUGUUAUUUUAAAUUUGUGAAAUUUAUGUUUAUUGGGGAUUACAUUUCACUUGCUGUUAUAGUGAUAGCAUGGGUCAUAUCAGAAUUUUCUUUUGAUUUAUUUAUUUUUUUUAACUGUUUUGUAAAAGUUAAGAGUAAUCAGUUUAUUUUGAAUUAUGGCGUUUUGUACCUUUCUUUAUUAGUGGGGAUUCCUAAAAAAUAUCAUUGCACAUUGACUUUAUAUAUGUUUAAAAUAACAACAUAAUUAUAAGAAAAACAACUAUUGCCAGAGAGAAUUGGUGUGAUAUUUAAAAAUCUGAUUGACAUUGAUGUGGUCAAAUAUUUUAUUAUUCACCUUGCCCUGUUUUCUGUCAAAACAUUUAUAUUUGCUUUAUGAAAACAAUGCCAAAUACAGUUUUCAAUAAAGCGUUGUUCUUGUGUGAUUAUA
Molecule: messenger RNA, 2463 nt
Organism: Puntigrus tetrazona (Sumatra barb)
Lineage: Eukaryota; Metazoa; Chordata; Actinopteri; Cypriniformes; Cyprinidae
Exons: 5
Coding region: 189-1721 (510 amino acids)
Biological process (GO): regulation of transcription by RNA polymerase II
Cellular component (GO): nucleus
Molecular function (GO): DNA-binding transcription activator activity, RNA polymerase II-specific; RNA polymerase II cis-regulatory region sequence-specific DNA binding
Source: RefSeq, a predicted model, not a curated record